Seminavis robusta is the source of this 840-nucleotide messenger RNA. The record is from the annotation of a GenBank genome assembly. Lineage: Eukaryota; Bacillariophyta; Bacillariophyceae; Naviculales; Naviculaceae.
AUGGAUUUGAAGUUGAAAGAUAAACUCGUGGUGGUGACCGGCAGCACUGGCGAUGGCAUUGGCAAGCACAUUGCCGAAGAGUUGUUCCGACAAGGAGCGUACGUGGUGAUUAAUGGUCGCAGCCAAGGCUCGGUGGACAAGACAAUCGCCGACAUUACCAAGAGCAACGCAAGUGUGGCAGAAGACGCCUCUACCAAAUUGAUUGGAGUUCCGGGAGAUGUCUCGAGUGAAGAAGGCUCUAACAAGUUUAUUGCCGCUCUGGAGGAAGUGGAAACCAAAAUUGGCACCAAACUCUACGGACUGGUCAAUAAUGUGGGAAUCUUUGAAGCCAAGGAAUUUACCGAGAUUGCCGAUGACAAAUGGAUCGAGUAUUAUCAAACCAACACGAUGAGUGGAGUUCGAUUGAGUCGUCACUUUUUGCCACUCAUGAAAGAACGCAAUGAAGGACGCAUUCUUUUCAUUAGUUCCGAAUGUGGACUGCGACCGUUGCCGCACAUGUUACCCUACGGUGUCAGCAAGACAUCGCAAAUUGCGUUAGCGCGUGGAUUGGCCGAAAUGACCAAGGGAACCGCCGUCACGGUCAACUCCAUCUUGCCUGGACCCACCAUGACGGGAGGGGUGCGCAAGUACAUGCAAGAAUUUGCCGAAAUGCACAAGAUUGCUUCCAUGGAAGAAGCCGUGGCGACGUACUUUAAAGAUGCCGAACCCACAUCGUUGCUCCAACGAUUCUUGGAUCCCAAUGAAGUUGCUGCCGUUACCGUCUUUACGCUGUCACCCUUGGCGGCGGGAGUCAAUGGAGCCUGUCAAAUGGUUGAUGGUGGAGUUGUGCGGCAUAUCUAA